Messenger RNA from Maylandia zebra (zebra mbuna), 654 nucleotides. The record is from RefSeq and is a predicted model, not a curated record. NCBI's taxonomy places the organism in Eukaryota, Metazoa, Chordata, Actinopteri, Cichliformes, Cichlidae.
UCAGCCUGUGCGCGUGCGAAGUAGUGUCUGCGUAAAGUUGAACGUCUUCUCACCUCCACUGUUUUCGGUGAAUAGUCGCCAAAUUUCAUCGCCUGGAACCGUUGUGGUGUAGAGAAAGCAGUCAGUAAGGCAGGAGGAGGUGAAGUCAUGUUCCGAAUCCUCCAUCAUCAAGGUAAGGGAAUGUGCACCAGUCUCAGGGCCCAGCGGCGCUAUGAGCACCACAGGGCCAUCAUGGCUAUACGUCGCGAGGAUGUCAAUCCCUGGGAGAGGAGGGCGCCACUGGCACCACGACAUGUCAAAGAACUCACAAAUGCUGGCGUAAAAGUCCUGGUACAGCCAUCCAACCGCAGAGCUAUUCACGAGAAGUACUAUAUGAAGGCAGGGGCUAUCAUUCAGGAGAACAUUUCAGAUGCAUCACUGAUAAUUGGAGUGAAGAGGCCGCCGGAGGAGAAGAUCAUUCCCAAGAAGACGUACGCUUUUUUCUCACACACCAUUAAAGCUCAGGAAGCCAACAUGGGGCUCUUGGAUGACGUACUGAAAAAGGAGAUCAGGCUCAUUGAUUAUGAGAAGAUGGUUGAUGCUAAUGGUUACCGGAUUGUAGCAUUUGGCCAGUGGGCUGGUGUCGCAGGUAAGAAAGGCUGCUGGGAUUCCUAA